Messenger RNA from Agrilus planipennis (emerald ash borer), 2484 nucleotides. RefSeq lists its product as uncharacterized. The annotation marks the transcript as partial. Gene Ontology annotation, molecular function: monocarboxylic acid transmembrane transporter activity. The transcript is spliced from 11 exons. The record is from RefSeq and is a predicted model, not a curated record. NCBI's taxonomy places the organism in Eukaryota, Metazoa, Arthropoda, Insecta, Coleoptera, Buprestidae. Gene Ontology annotation, biological process: monocarboxylic acid transport; transmembrane transport.
UUUGUGCUGAAAAGAUUUUCAUAUCGGCAAGUUGGAGUAAUCGGAUCAUUUUUGUAUUUCGCGGGGAGUUUUGGGGUUGUUUUUGCGACGGAUCUACAUCACAUUAUUUUGGCUUACAGCAUCAUUCAGGGCAUAGGAGUGGGUUUGAUAAUGCCUUCUGCGUUAUCAGCUGUGAACUCUUAUUUUGAAAAGAAGAACGCCUUGAUGAAUAGCGUGGCACAAGCGUUCUUAACCUGCGUGAACAUAUUUUUUCCCUUAUUUACCAGGAUUUUACUGGAUGAAUACGGUUUUCGUGGUACCCAAGCUAUAUUUGCCGCAAUUAGUUUGCACGCACUUUUAGGCUCUAUUUUGCUGCGACCCGUGAGCAUGCACAUGAAGAAAGUUGAAAUAGUAACGCCCAAAGAUUUUUCUUAUGACGAAGUAUCAAAUAUUUCUGCGAGAGAAGUUUCAUAUAGGCCGGCUGAGGGCGAGCAAUUAUUGUACAAAGUUGUAGAUCUAAAGGAAAGUGGAGCGUCAUCGUUACAGUCUAACAAGUUAUCGAAAUCGCUUACUUCCGUUACAAGUUUCGGAAGUAUGGUAUUUGCAAUCGGCACGAAGAAGAAGAACAACAGGGGGUGUCUGUUUUCCAUAUGUGAGAUUUUGGAUAUGGACCUUCUGAAAGACAUAUUCUAUCUCAAUAUGGCUUUUGGUCUUGCAAUUUGCACAAUGUCCGAAAUGAAUUUCAUGGCAAUAUUGCCUUUAUUUUUAUUCGACAUUGGUUUUAGCAAAAGGGACGUUACAGUAGUGAUGACGGUCUACUUUGCAUCUGAUCUAGUAAUGAGAGUAAUAUUCGUAAUUGUGGCAGCCUUUUUCCAGUUUAGUUGCAGAAAAGUAUUUCUUUGUAACGCGAUUCUUACAUUCCUAAUACGACUGGCAUUUUCAGCAUAUGACUCUUUUUGGUGGAUAACAACGAGCACGGCGAUCCUAGGAUUUUCACGCUGUCUCAUACAAACUCCUAUGCCUAUUGUUAUUGCAGAAGUGUAUUCAGAUAAAUUUGCAAGUGCCCUGUCUUUUUAUAUGGUUGUUACCGGAGUUACUUCGAUCACUUUGGGUGCCGUAAUGGGUAUCGUUCGAACGAAAACUCAAAGUUCUACGAUGGUUUUCCACGUGUUGACCGUUUGUUUUCUUUUUUGUAUUGUGCCAUGGACAAUCGAAAUGAUAUACAAAAAGUUCAAGAGACGAAAUGUACGAAAAGAACGAAUAAUAGGACUGGGAACAGGGCUGUUACUACCUUCAGCGUUAUCAGCAGUAAACGUAUAUUUUGAUAGAAAAAAAAGUUUGGCCAUGGCUAUUGGGCAAACGGUAAUGGCACUGGUAAACAUUGUCUAUCCUGGAUUUACCAGGAUUUUACUAGAAAAUUAUGGAUUUCGAGGGACACAAACUAUUUUCACUGCAAUAAGCUUGCACAUUAUUUUAGGAGCGUUAUUGCUGCAUCCUGUCAAAUGGCAUUUAAAGCGAAGGUUAAUGGAUGAUGCAGAGGUUUCAUUAUCAGACUCUACUUGCUCGAAUAACGAAAACAGCGCAAAAUAUUCCCCGGUACCAUCAGAAGUAGAUGCGCAACAACUUUUAGAAGACAAGGCUCUUAUUAUUUUGCCUGAUCAAAAUAAAUUAUCAAAGUCGCUAACAUCUCUGGCGAGUACAACAUUAUACUUAUCUCAAAUUCAAAAUGAAGAAAGAAGUUCAAAAACAAGUAGCAUGGACUUCAUUAUUUUAAAAGACGGUUGUUAUUGGAACUUGGUUCUUGGGUUGGCGAUUUCUGUCAUUUCAGAAACAAAUUUUAUGGCAAUUUUACCCAUUUCAUUUUUCAACAUGGGUUUCACAAAAAAUGAAGUAACCCUUAUGAUGACCAUAUUUUUUACUUCCGAUCUGGUUACCAGGGUAAUAUUCAGUCUCAUAACAGCUUUUUGCGUCUUCAGUAUACGACAACUAUUUUUAAUAAACGUUCUUAUAACGGUAAUAUUAAGAAUAGUUUUCGUUGCAGAUCAUUCGUUUUGGUUCCUGGUUGUCUUGACCGCACUUAUGGGCAGCUCACGGUGUUUAAUUCAGGUACCUGUACCCAUGGUUAUCGCAGAAAUCUAUGCGAGAAAAUUUACCAGCGCAUAUUCACUGUAUAUGGUGUUCAACGGAGUUCUAUCGGUUAUAAUUGGAGCUCUAAUAGGAAUUAUGAAAUAUCAAACAGGUAGUCAUGCGGUGGUACUGCAUUCCCUCACAGCUAUUCUCUUUUUAUGUGCAAUUCCGUGGACAAUACAAAUGAUACAUAAUUACUGGAAAUCCAAAAGAACAUUUUCGCGAUAAAAUAAACCAAUUUUGUAAUUCCUUAACUAAUUUGUAAAUAUGUAAAUAGCAUUUAUUUAUUAACAAAUAAGUAAUUAAUGAAAUGUAUUUUACUAUAUAUUCUAGCUAUCUUGUUUUUUAUAGGCAGUAAAAUAAAUAAAAAGAAGCAAU